GAUGGAAUUGGUGUUGAUCGCCAGGAAAACGAAAGAUUGGUUAUGGAGGCAUCAAGCGGCGAAUUUAGAGAAAAUAUCCAUCACACAUUAGACAAUACGCUAAAACAAAUUCACAGCUCCAUAAUGAUGCUCAAAAGCGACAUCCGAAGCCACCUCGAUGCCAGCUUCGUGACCAUGUGUAAA
Molecule: messenger RNA, 183 nt
Organism: Radiomyces spectabilis
Lineage: Eukaryota; Fungi; Mucoromycota; Mucoromycetes; Mucorales; Radiomycetaceae
Exons: 1
Source: RefSeq, a predicted model, not a curated record